Molecule: messenger RNA, 2224 nt
Organism: Anolis sagrei ordinatus
Lineage: Eukaryota; Metazoa; Chordata; Lepidosauria; Squamata; Anolidae
Gene: OMG
Product: oligodendrocyte myelin glycoprotein
Biological process (GO): neuron projection regeneration
Molecular function (GO): protein binding
Source: RefSeq, a predicted model, not a curated record
GCACAGUUCAAGUAUGUGUGCUGCAUCCUAAUGCACUGAGCUAUGUCCCAAGAGGAGGGUGGAGGAAAGAAACACACAGACAGAACUUUGGGAAGUCGGGUCUCUUUAAAAAAGAGAGAGAGGAGAGAGAGGGAGGCAGUCCGUUCUGUUGAGUUUGCACCCCUGGCAAUAAAUUUGAGUCAGCACCAAAAAGACAGCUCUGCAGUCCUCCUCCGACGGAGCGAGCGCUGAUCAGGUGGUUGCAGAACCCCUGGAAACGGCAGUACGAUGCAGCUGAGGCGGCAAAGCACAACCCACAGACAAACUGUGGCUCCCUUCGAGAGCAAGCCGGCCUUUGCGUUCCCAUCUUCCAGGGAAAGGAUGCACUAAGGCUGCGGUAGGGACUAGGGCAACCAUGGAAAACCGGGUCUUGAAGGCGCCACCCUGUGUCCUGGCUCUUCUCUUCAUCCUACCAGCCGUUCAGGGGAUUUGUCCUUCUGUGUGUUCAUGCUCAGGAAACGACAGGAAUGUGGACUGUUCUGGCGGAAACCUGACAACACUGCCCCACGGACUUCAGAAUAACAUCACCUAUUUAAACCUGUCCCACAACCACUUGGUGGACCUGGACCACCAGCUGACAAAGUUCACCAAUUUGAGGACCCUGGAUCUUUCCCACAAUUGGCUCCAGAACCUCCCAGCUCACCUGCCCAGGUCACUGUGGGAAAUAUAUGCGGCAUACAACAACAUCAGGGUCCUUCAGAAGCUUGACACGGCAUACCAGUGGAACCUUAAAGUCCUUGAUGUCUCCAGGAACAUGGUGGAAAGGGCCGUCCUCAUUAACAACACCAUGAGCAGCCUCAGGUUCCUCAACCUUAGUAGCAACAAGCUCUGGACUGUCCCCACCAACAUUCCUUACAACACCGAAACGGUGGAUCUAUCUGACAACUUCUUGACACAAAUACUACCAGGCACACUAAUGAGGCUCACGCACCUUUCUAAGUUUUACCUGCACAACAACAAGUUCACCUAUAUUCCUGAGGGAGCUUUUGACCAGCUUGUCCAACUCCAACUAAUAACCCUUUACAACAACCCUUGGGCAUGUGGAGAUGAUAGCGAGGAAGCCCUCUCCUAUCUCCAGAAAUGGGUGGAAGAAACCAGCGCUAUGGUCCUGGGGUCGCCGUGCUCCUUUGAGGCCACCACGUACUUGCCAACUCCCACAACGGCAGAGAACCCCCUCCUUGUGAAAGCAAUGAAGGCGUUGCACACAGCUGGGCCUCCGGUGGCAACUGAACAAACCAGACUCGUGCAUCAACAGUUCAGAAUGAAAGACAUCAGUCUAAGCGCUACUGUUGGGCGAACAAUUGCAUUCACAAGCACGGGCAGGCCGCUGUCCUUGCACCCGGAAGGGCUGAGCACAGAGAAGCUCAGUUCUUAUGAAGCGGCUGCAGCCGGGCACACCAUCUACAUUCAAGAUACAUCCUCUCUGAAUGCAAGCACAAUAGGCCUAGCAGGAUUGUCCACCACGCCAAUGACCUUGGGUAUCACCAGCGGGAUGCCUACAAACUAUUCAAAGAGACCUCAAAGCACAACUACUGUAAAGAGAGAGGAAUCUACCAAGAAAAUUAACCCUCGGGCACCCUCCAAAGCAACGUCUUCAGAGCGGUGCUGGAUCUUUGUCGUAAUGCUUGCCGUGGUGUCCCUAGAAAUGGGCUAUGGAUUUGUGCUGAAGUGAAUAAGUUGCUUUGUUAUUCCAAUGUGGAGGGAACAUAAAUGCUUGUGUGCCAUGUCUUAAAUGCAAGUAGAAAUGCCCGUUUAAGAGUCCAAAAAGUGACCAUAAAAAGAACGCAACUCCUACACGAAAAGACUGCACAAAAUUAUGUCUUGAUAACCAAGCUGCUACUUAUUCUAACUAUGUCUUACUGAAUUAAGGGGGUGGGGGGUGGGGAAGAGAAGCCUAAUUCUAUCAAAUAAUAUAAUCGUUUUUAAAUGAAAUGUGCUUAUUUUGUAUUUACAUUUUUAAUUUUCUUCACACAAAUAUAUAUAUAUGAAAAUAUGUCAGUAUUUUAUGUAUUGAUUAUGAAUAGUUUUGUCAUUAAACAUCUGGAAAGAAAAAGGCCUGUAUUAUAUAUGUAUUGCCUUGCUUGACUUGCCAGUCAGAGUCCUGUAAUAGAUAAGUCCUGGUCCUUUAUAAGAGAUGAAAUGCAAAAAAAUGAAAAAGGGAGACAAUAAAGACAUCUAAAACUCA